UGUGAAUUGAGAGCAAAUAUUGAAGUUGUUAUUUAUAAAAUGUUCAGUACGUUAUAUAUUUUUAAAAAAAAUAUUUGUUUAUACGGCAGGUUUGUCGAUAAAAUUUUAUGUGUAGUAGAUACCGGAACUAUUCGUCGUACCUAUGAUUCAUCGGUUGUUUACCCUCAACGUUUUUUUAAAUAUAACAUAAUAUUUAAUCAAUCUCAGUUUAUUACUUUUUUUUAAAUCUAUUUACCCUGCCAUUUAUUAAGCAUUGCAUUUUCUAUUCAAUUUUUAAAGCAGUGCAAUCGUUAAGUUUACAUAUAAUGCCAUUUACAACACAGUUUUCUAGUUUUUUGUUGUUGUUUUGUUUAACAGAAUGAGUAAUUUCACUACUAUGGUAGAGUUGGGAAAAGAUACAGAGAAGUGUGACAAAUCUGUAAAAUGUUUCACUAUGGAUGAAGCAUUUCUCAAUGACUUAUUAGAAUGCUCAGUAUGCUUAGAACAGUUAGAUAGUAGCAGUAAAGUCCUUCCAUGUCAGCACACUUUUUGUAAGAGAUGUUUGCAUGAAAUUUUAAACUCUCACAAAGAACUGAGAUGUCCUGAGUGCAGGAUAUUAGUGGAUGUCAAGAUUGAAGAAUUGCCGUGCAAUAUACUAUUAGUGCGUCUUUUAGAAGGUCUAAAAAAUAAUGUUCGGCCUAAGAGAGUGGGUAGCAGCACUGAUGUUGCUUUACGGAGUGCUGAAUCGAGUUCGGGACAGCAAACUACUCCACCUCAUCCUCAGCUACCUCAACCUCUUGGUAGCUUACAGCGGUCCCCGAGUGUUACAGAUUUACGGAUGGUGCCAAAACAGGUUUUACAAGCCUGUCCUUGUGCUAAAGCUCUUUAUCCAUAUGAAGCCAAAGUACCAGGUGAUCUCACCUUCAAAAAAGGAGAUGUCAUUAUUUUGAGAAAAAGAGUUGACCAAAACUGGUUUUAUGGUGAACUUGGUGGAAAAUCUGGCUUUGUGCCAGCUAGUUUUGUGCAAGUUGUUGUACCUAUACCUUCUCAUGUGCCACAGUGCAAAGCUUUGUAUGACUUCCAAAUAAGUAGCAGUGAAGAAAAGGAUUGUUUAACUUUUGUAAAGGGUGAUAUAUUGAAUGUUAUUAGACGAAUAGAUGAUCACUGGGCUGAAGGAAAAUUGCGUGAUAGAAUUGGAAUUUUCCCCAUAUCUUUCGUUGAGAUGAAUGCUGCUGCUAGAGCUGUGAUGAAAUUAUCUGCAAAUGCUCAGUCUUCAAGAAUUCUUCCUCCAGUGGCUCCAUCUACUGAUUCUCAUUUUGUCACUGCCACAACAAGUGUUGAAAAUGCUGCUCAAAGUCCUCAGUAUCAAGAUUCAAGCAGUACUGGAAACAUGUCUCAGCCUGUUUCAUCUGGAAUCAGUCCUCCAUUUUCAUCUACUGCCUUUACAUCUCCCAUUCAUAGUUCUUCUCAUACAAUUCAUCAAAAUGUAAGCAUGGCUGGCUAUCCUGGAUCUUCAUAUGAUGGCCAACACCAUGCAAGUACAUCAUCACAUCAUCGUCAACCACAAUCAUCAUCAGUUAAAGCCUCUUCAGAUGAACAUCAUGUAUCAAAUGAUGGCUCUCAUGAAAAUUCUGCUGUUUCUAAAUCUAGGUCAACACCUAGUCCCAGUACGGCUUUCUCAUCUGUCGCAUCAGUGACACCUCCUUUGCGAGCUGAAUCAAUAGCUGGUGCUCAGACACCGACUCAAGGAAAUACAGAUGAAGCUCAGGGAGUUUCCACUUCUCUUUCUUGUUCGUCUGAAUCUUCUAAAAAUAGUCAUACACCUGCACGAUCCACAGGUGCUUCUCAGCCACCUACGCAUGUUCCUGUUCCAACUUUCUAUUUGGCUCUUUACACGUACAGACCUUUGAAGGAGGAUGAGUUGGAAUUGAGAAAAGGUGAAUUAUAUACUGUAAGUGAAAAGUGCCAAGACGGUUGGUUUAAAGGAACAUCACUAAGAACAGGUCUAAGUGGAGUAUUUCCCGGAAAUUAUGUUCAAAUUGCAAAGUCUGCUGUGCUACAGCCACACAUUGGCGUAUCAAUAGCUGGGCGUACAUCUCCGGCAUCAUCUACUUCUCCUCCGCCAGCUGGAACGACGCCUUUGCAAAGAACAACUUUUUCAGGAUUGACCACUGAAAAUCCUCACCUGUUUCAUCCAAUUUCCACUCAAGGCGUCAUUUACACCAACAGUCCCAUAACACUGUGCAGUAGAGUGCCUGCUACAUCUACUUCUCCUGUUUCACCUGCUCAUCCUGCUGUGUUAGAGUGGGCUCAUAGUAUAGCUGUAGCAGCUCCACUUCAGAGGUUGUCACGACCUGUCAGCUCUGUUGCAUCAUUUUCCCCUGCUUUGUAUAAAUCAGAGAUUGGACCAAAACAAAACGGAUUUCCAUGUGGCCAGCCUCGUUCAUUGGCCAUGGCUCCGUGGACUUCUCUAUGUGCAAUAGAUAUUAAUUCAUCGCCAUCAUCUUCACAGAUAGUCACUGAUUUCCCAGUGAGAACAACCAGUGCUUCUCCAACAAGAAUGCUGUCUUACCAAGCAUCACCCAAUACUUCUCUCAACCAGAAUAUGGUAUCAAGCAAUACAACAUCAGAGGGCUUGUCACAGGCAAGGUACAGCACUUCACAGCCCUCUACUCCUCUUAUGAUGCCCCACUCAGCUCCACCUAAUACCAAUCCUUUCGUAACUCCUGAUCGAGUUAGUUGUUCCACGCCUGUGACAGCUGGAGCAGCAUGCCCACAAGCUUCUCAAGCAACGGCCUCACAAAACAGAGUUGAGAAGCACAAGGAGAAGAAAGAAAAGGAAAUUGUUAGUUUAAUGAAACGAUUAACUAAACGAAAAUCUAAAUCACCACCUCCAUCUGAUUAUUCUUGUGAUAAUCCCUCAUUUGUGGAUGGAACAUCAUCAUCACAGCAAUCAUUAUCUGCUGUGCAUGUCAGUGAGUUAUUUGAAUGUAGAUCAACAUCUUGUCCCAGUGAAGCUUUGGGUAGUCAAAAUGCGAACCAUAAAAAAACUGGAUCUCUUGAUGGUUCCAAUGGUGAAGUUCCAAAAUCAUCAUCACGACCUAAGCAGCCGGCGCCGUUGGUGCGGGAAAGAUUUCGCUGUAUUGUGCCUUAUCCUCCGAACAGUGACUAUGAACUAGAAUUGAAGGUCGGUGAUAUAGUUUAUGUUCAUAAAAAACGUGAAGAUGGUUGGUACAAGGGAACAUUGCAAAGAACUGGAAAAACUGGACUUUUCCCCUCUAGUUUUGUAGAAGGAUUUUGAAGAAAGUCAGGCAUAGGCAUAACAUUUGAAGUCUCAAGAACAUGCACAUUUCUGCCGAAAGGUGACCGUUGCCUUAUUACGUUUGGGUUUUAGAAAACAGUCUGAAUCUCAAGUGAUAUUGGUGUUAAACAAGUCUUAUUUAGCUGCUUAUUAUACUGCCUUUUGUUUUGCAAUAACAAAAUAACAGUGGAACUUGUGAUUAACAAUCCCAUUUUAUGCAAAGUAUAAAGUGUGAUGCCAAAUAUUAAUCUAUUCUUUCAUUUUUAUUUUCUUUUGUUUUGAUACUGUUUAUAUGUACAAUUUGACCAAAUUUUGUUAGUAUUAUAGUAACUAUUUUUUUAAUUUAGGUAUGCUAUUUAUAAUUUAAUUGUUUGUUGGUUUAUUUAUUAGUGGUAUGAAUAACAAUAGAACUCUUCAUUUCUUAGUUUGCCAUAAAUUAACCAGUACCAUCAAUACAAAAAGUGCAACUUUAACCUUUUUUAAAAAAUGUGUAGGGGUGCCAAUUUAUACUCGUUUAAAUUUAUCAAGAACUAAUAGUCUUUAAUAAAUAUAUAUAUAUUAUUUAAAAAACACACAAUAACGUAAUAUUUUAUAACUAAACAAAAUCAUAUGCAGCUACUUAAAUGAAUAAAUUUACAUCUGUUUCAUGUUGUUGGUGUUUUAAUGUAUCAGCAUGCACUCAUAUUUUAAAAUACACCUAAAAUAACUUAUUAUUUGCUAUUUUACACCCACACUAUUUAAACUUUAUAUUUAAUUUGAAAGGCUUAUAUACUACUGCCUUAUUACUAUUUUCUAUAAUUUUUGUUUUAUGCUAACUGUACAAUAAUGUGUAUUUAAUUUUUCACAAACUUAAUCACAUCUUUUAUUGUAUUUGUAUAAAUAAUCCUGUUAUUAGAUUGCUUAAGGUCUGUAUUGAUACAAAUGUUUCAAAAGGAAAAAAUCCAGUUAUGGAUGAUAUAAAAAAUUAUUGUAUUUCAAGGAAAUAAUGGAAAAUUAGUUAAGUUCACAAUGCAUAAGUACAUAUAAUAUUUAAUCCAAACAGUCUCAUACUUAUUAAACUUAAGUAAUAUCUUUAAGUACAAAAAUUGUAUUUACUUCAGGGCAUGCAUUUUAGACUGGCACCCCUAUUUCCAUAAAAGAUUUUCUUGCAUUUAAUUUUUUACUGGAAACCUACUGUUAUUCCCAUUUUUUUUUUUUUUUUUUUAAAGGAGGCUGUAUUGAUAAGAAAUGUUAUUUUCUGUUUAUUUAUAGAAAUGUUUGCAUCUGUUAUCUUAAUUUUUUAUUUCAUUUUGUACAUUUGUGAAGAAUUAUUAUUAUAUACUUCAAAGUUAAUGCUAAUGUGUAUAAAAAUUGUAUCAUAAUUAUUUGUUGCUUGUUUAAAUUAUUUAUUAGUGUAGUUUAACAAACAUACAAACUUAGUUAUUUCUUUUCCUUGUUAAAAACUUCUUUGAAAAAUUUAAAUUGUGUUUUCAAGCACAAUUAAAAAUAAUAAAAUUUUUAUAUAUAUANUAUAUAUAUAUAAUGAGCUUAAGUGUAAACUCAAAGACUUAAAUUUGACUGUCUUUUUAAGAAGUGGUAAAUGAUAUUGGAACAUUAAAGGAAAAAAAAAUUUUUUUUUUGAUGCAGUAAUAUUCACCAGAGAAAAUGUGUAGAUCUAUACAUUAUUUUUAUUUUAUUUUUUUAACCAUGGGAUCAACAUUUAAAAAGUCUAAACUCAACAUUGCAUUUAAAACCUUGUAUCCUAAAUAAAAACGGGUUAGGUUUUAUUUAAUAAUUUUAAAAAUAAAUUCAACAUUAAUUUUGUUUAUUUCUUAACACAAAACAAUAGAACUCUUUGUUUCUCUGUUUGCUUUAAAUUAAUGAAUACCUUUUACCAGUACCAUCAAUAUAAAAAUUGUAACAAGUAAAUUGCAACACACUAUCUGAACUCACUUAAUGCUUGAAAAUUAUUCAAUGUCAGUUACAUAUUUUUUUGAAAAUAUUGCAUUUGCCUAUGUAUGUGCUACUUUCAUUUUCAUUUAUUUUUAAACUAUAAAAUGUUUAAUUUCUUUUGUUAAAUUUUUGUAGGCAUAUUAUUUUUGAUGAAAAGUCUUAAAAUACUAUUAAGGGACAGCUGGAUGAUGUUUUAAGAUAAAACAUUAAACACAACUUUAGAAUAAGUUCUCUAUUUUUAAAGAUGUGAUUUGCAUAGUUGGAGUGUUAUUGAAAUUGUGUAGUAAAUAUCAGUGAGGGUCAAAAGUCAGCAUGAUAAGAUGAAUGUUUAGUUUUUCUAGAUUUAUAUUGCUACUAUGCAUUAUUUUCUACAUCUUGUGCACGUAGCCUAAUUCAUUAUCAUUUUAAAGAUUACAUUUCAUUGGUAAAUUUUAAAUUUAUGCAUUGAUAAAAAAAAAAUGUUUGCUCACAGCAGAAUUAGUUUAUGUAAUUAGAAAAGUGAAAUUAUUAAAUUUUUGCAUUCUGUGGUA
This is a messenger RNA of Parasteatoda tepidariorum (common house spider), 5742 nucleotides long. It is a transcript of the gene POSH, whose product is annotated as SH3 domain containing ring finger posh. Gene Ontology annotation, molecular function: protein binding. The record is from RefSeq and is a predicted model, not a curated record. Lineage: Eukaryota; Metazoa; Arthropoda; Arachnida; Araneae; Theridiidae.